This is a messenger RNA of Copidosoma floridanum, 822 nucleotides long. RefSeq names its product eukaryotic translation initiation factor 3 subunit G-like. The record is from RefSeq and is a predicted model, not a curated record. Lineage: Eukaryota; Metazoa; Arthropoda; Insecta; Hymenoptera; Encyrtidae. Gene Ontology annotation, cellular component: eukaryotic translation initiation factor 3 complex; cytoplasm. Gene Ontology annotation, molecular function: translation initiation factor activity; RNA binding.
AUGACAAGCAAUCGUGGUAUAUCAAGUUGGGCAGAUGAGAUUGAAGAAGAGGGAAACAUUGGUUGUCCCCCUCUCACUGUUGUUUAUGAAAAUGAUUUAAAAAUUGUAACUGAGUAUAAGGUGAAUGAAGAGGGCGAGAGAGUUAAGGUGAUUCGUACCUACCGAAUUGAAAAUCAUACAGUUUCCAAAACUAUUGCAGCCAGGAAAACCUGGGCCAAGUUUGGAGACUCUGAAAACGAUGGUCCUGGACCAAAUCCAGCAACCACACUCAUUUCCGAAGCUACAUUUAUGCGAUUUUUAUCCAGCAAGGAAGAAAACAACAUGUAUGAAGAGGAUGUGCUAGAAAAACUCAGAAGCAUGGGAGAUACGGGCGUUAUUAGAUGCCGUCAUUGUACACAAGCUCACUGGACCUCCAAGUGUCCCUACAGAGAUACAAUCAGUAUGGACAAUGACAAGAAACCAAUGGUACUUAACGAAGAAACUGGAAAAUCUCAAGUCUUAAAAUACGUUCCUCCAAAUAUGCGCAACAUUGGCAACAAUAGCGAUGAUUUGAAGCAACAGGAAGUUCCUUCAACGAGGAUCAAAAUAUGGAACUUGCCUGAAAACACAACAGACGGGGAUCUACUUGAUUUAGUCGAACCAUUUGGUCCGAUACUAAAGACAUAUCUGUCAAAGUACAAUAAUACAAACAUUUGCAAAGGUUAUGCAUUUGUGCAUUACAGAACAAACGAAGAGGCCGCCCAUGCUAUUAAAGGUUUGCACAAACAUCGAUAUGAUCACUUGAUCUUGGAAGUUGACUGGGCUUUACCAUUCAGUCAUUAA